Molecule: messenger RNA, 1254 nt
Organism: Linum tenue
Lineage: Eukaryota; Viridiplantae; Streptophyta; Magnoliopsida; Malpighiales; Linaceae
Source: the annotation of a GenBank genome assembly
AUGGUCUCAUCGUUUCAUCUGGCCAAGAAGACGAAGACUGCCCGAACCCAACCGAGGAACAAACCCAUCAAAACGACGCGUCGUUUGAAGGAAAUGGAGAUCAGGCAUCUGUCCUCCGACGACCCUGAAGUCGAAGCCGCUGCUGAGGAAUCACUCGCAGCAUCCAUCCCCAAAAGCACGACGCCGGCGGCGGCGAGCCUUUCGCACGGAUUGGUAUCGAUUAUUGGCCGGAAGAGGACGCUGUCGGACGCGACGGCGGCGGUGCCGCGGCUGGAAAUUGGCGGGUUCGGGAAUUCCUUCGAUUUCUUCGCCGUCUACGGCGGCGCCGGCGCCGGCGUGUGCCAAACCACGAUGCAUCUCACGGUGGCAAUGGAAGCGGACAGGAUGAGAGGGGAAUUCUGCAGGGGAUGGGAAUACUGGAACAGAGUGAUGGGCAGCAGCUUUCAGAAGAUGGAGGACGAGGUUCGCGACGACGGCGGCGGCGGCGGUGGGGGGAAAUCUGGGCGGUGGACGGCGGUUGUGGUGAUGGUGGGGAAGGAAGAGCUAGUGGUGGCUGAGAGUGACAACAUCGCCGGAGAAGAUUGUAGAGCUGUUCUGUUUCGCGGUGGAGUUGCCCUGCCCCUGUCGCGUGGUGAUCAAAACAGACCGGCGCCGGAGGCAGAGCGAAAACAGGGGAAGGGCAUAAGUUGGAAACUCAACCGCGACAUCAAUGGAGUUAUUGGUGCAGGAGAUACUAGUGAUCGUGAUCGCCAUCAUCGGGUGAAGCCGGCGGUGACAGUUAGGGAGCGGGGAGAAUCAAUGGGGGAAUUCGUGGUGAUCGGAUCGAAAGGGUUGUGGGAUGUGGUCUCUGAUGAGCUAGCCGGAGAUAUGGUCGCGAAAUGUUUCAACGGCGGAAUGAGGAUGAGGUUUGCCGACGAGACGACGGAGAACUGUGCAUCGGCGGCGGCGGCUUUUCUGGCGGAGCUGGCGGUGGCGCGAGGGAGCAAGGAUAAUGGUUUCAGGGCCAGGUCGCCGUCGGCGGGGAAGCGGGAAGGUGGAGGCGGGGAAGCGGGGCCGUCGGCGGGGAAGUGGGGCCGUCGGCGGGUUUCAGGGUUUCAGUGCUGGUCACGCGUCGCGGCGUCGGCACUCGGCGAGGGAAGGGAGACUGGGAGGGUGAGGGAUUCAGGGCCGUCGUCGUCGGCAGCAGGAGCAGCGUCCGGCGAAGAGGAGAAGAGGAGAGGUGGCUGCGGCGCUACGCGGGGCUGCUCUCUCUGA